UCUGUCUGCAGCAGCAGGAGCCAAGGCUUUAAUGGAGAAGGGCUCCACCGGGGAGAGCAAGACAGGUGCAAGGCCACAUCCUUCCCAUAUAUAAGAGACGGAGAGAGGGGGAGUGUCAGCUGUACCAGGAAACCUUGAAUCUGCUCAGGACACACAUGCAGAACAUGGAAGAUGACUUUCGGCCGCAGGUGAAGAAGGUGGCUGUAGCCAUGGGCGCUUCACUCACAGAGCAGGACAUCGACCGCAUGCCAAGGGGGAUGACAACGCAGGGAAACUUCAACUACAGCAGGUUUCUGGAGUACAUGAGGCAGUUCAAGACCUCAGAGCAAAGAGAGGAGGCCAUCAGGAAGGCCUUCAUGAUGCUCGACAAAGACGGCAGCGGCUACAUAGAGUGGAACGAGAUAAAGUACAUUCUGUCGACUGUACCGACUGCAACCCCGUCAGCUCCUCUCUCUGAUGAGGAGGCGGAGGCCAUGAUCCAGGCAGUUGACACUGAUGGAGACGGACGCAUCAACUACAGAGAGUUCUCAGACAUGGUGAAGACGGAGAAGAAACCUAGGAAGUAGAGGUCACGUGGUGAAUCUGUGCUCCAGAGUGUUACUACAGAGAGAGUGGGAAAGAUAGGAGGAGAUCCUCCUCCUGUGGAUCAGGAAUUGAGGGAGUGUGAGGAGUGUUAUUAUCAGUUCAGUUUGCUAAAUUAAAAAAAGAACAAAAUAUAGGAUUUGUGGAAAACUGAAGUCGUUUAAAACAUGGUCACUUUAUGAGCUGGCCACCCUCUGUCCAAAACUAAUAAUUAACCUUGAUCUGAGUGUGUUUGUCUGCUAAAAUGAGUAUUAAAAAGUGCAAGCUCACUGUAAAUUGUCACCACGACACCACACUGGUUUAAAACAGAAACACAAAUAGAAAUUCAGAAAUACCUGUCUUCACCUUUUGCACGGUGUGCACUCUUGUUUCCUAUUGGACAUGGUGAAGAUUUGGUGACGCUUUAUUUCACGAGUCUAUCAUUUCCUAAUAAUUUACUUGCGAGUUAAAUUUGCGACUAAAACAAAAUUUAAAGUAACCUUAGAAAACAGAAAUUGUGACAAAAUGUAAAACAUUUGUAGCUUCUCCUCUCUAUUAAAACCCAGACGAACCGUAUUUUAGUGAACAGGUGAGUGAAUGCAGCUUCUGAAUGACUUUCUGCUCUGCAGUGGAGACAACAGGUGAUGCGGUGAUGCUGUGGGUGAGAGAGCGGCUCUGUUCAAACAGCCAGAGUUUGGAAAUGAUAAUUGGAUUUACUGAGUGAGUCUGUUGUGUUACUGUAGAGCAGAGUGACAUGGACAUGUGUGUGAACAAGAAAACAGUGCCUUUUCCACUAACCUGGCGAUAGACGAGAUGACACAUGUAACCAUGGUAACUGUACACAACAAAGACGGCGACAGCUGUAGCCUCAAAAUGUUAAGAAAACAAAAAACUUUGUGUAUGACAAAAAUGAGACUUAAAUCAAAGAAAAAAAUCUAAUGACUAAAAUUUGACUAAAACUAAUAAACAUUUUUGUCAAGACUAAGACUAAAACUAAAUCAAAAUGCAGUUAAGCCGAAUUCUUUGGCUCCUCCUUAAAUGUGACAAAAUAGCUGAGGUAUAUUUGGUUCUUCAACCCCCAAAUGUGCCAGUUACCACGGCAAGUGUAAAAAGCUGUACAUUAGCCGACCUGCUCUUUCCACACAGAAUAUUAUAACAGUUGAAAUAAAGUGAAUUGAAAAUGUU
This is a messenger RNA of Siniperca chuatsi (mandarin fish), 1746 nucleotides long. Its product is annotated as parvalbumin-like EF-hand-containing protein. NCBI's taxonomy places the organism in Eukaryota, Metazoa, Chordata, Actinopteri, Centrarchiformes, Sinipercidae. Gene Ontology annotation, molecular function: calcium ion binding. The transcript has 5 exons. The record is from RefSeq and is a predicted model, not a curated record. Gene Ontology annotation, cellular component: cytoplasm; nucleus. The coding region runs from base 156 to 566 and encodes 136 amino acids.